This is a messenger RNA of Brassica rapa (field mustard), 2334 nucleotides long. RefSeq names its product F-box/LRR-repeat protein At4g14096-like. The record is from RefSeq and is a predicted model, not a curated record. Lineage: Eukaryota; Viridiplantae; Streptophyta; Magnoliopsida; Brassicales; Brassicaceae. Gene Ontology annotation, molecular function: protein binding.
UGCAUAUAAAUAUUUUUGAAUUAGAAAAAUUGCAUAUGAUAAAAACUGCACGAAUUGAAAUUGGAAGAUAAUUUUUGGUUGUAAUUGAAAUAAAAUUUAUUAUUAUGAAAAUUUUGUAAACAUAAAAUGGUUGGGUUGCUUGUUAAAUUCUUAUAAGUUGAAGGUAUUACUAACAAUUAUUAACUAAAUAAAAAAGAAAUAUUUGUUUUUGGAGUAAAAAAUAAAAUAAUACGUUAGAGUAAAACUAACUCUAUUUUAAAGUUAUAUUAUUUUGUAGUAAAAUUUGAAUUAAUAUAUUGGAGAGAUGUUCUUAAAAGAUCUUACACUAUAAAAUAGUAUAUUUGUCACGUCAAAAGAACUUAUUAGGGACACAGAGCUGCAUUAAAUCUCGCCGAACUAAGUCAUAUCUAUACUGCCUAGAAGCUUCAGCAAAUCUAUUGUUUCAGAAGAUAUUAACCAAAUUAAAUAAUAAUAAAAAUCAACUUGACAAACUCACGCCCUAUCUAAUUAAAAACAUAUAAACAAAUGUUAUGUUAGAACCCUAGUUUUUCAUCUUCCACGGCCACCUCUGCGUUUUAACAAUCAAGGUUGAUCCUGUCGCUAUGUCUUCAAAGAGGUUGAAUCUUGGUUCCAAAAAUUACAUCAGCGGCUUACCAGAUUGUCUUAUAAGUCACAUCUUGUCUUUUGUUCCCACCAAAGAAGCUGCUUCUACUUCUGUUCUAGCCAAAAGGUGGAGAUAUCUCUUUGCUCUUACACCUAAUCUUGAGUUCAAUGACUCUAUCUACCUGAAUUAUGAAAUUGCUAAUCAAAGGAAGAGUACUUUCCCGUGGAUAACAAGAAAAAAGGGCAAAACUCCUAGGAGUUUUGUGGAUUUUGUGGAUAGAGUGUUGGUUUUGCACCAUAAUGUUCCUUUAAACAGAUUCUCUCUCAAGUGUGAAGAUGUCAUUCAUCCAGCUAUUAUCAUUGGUUGGUUACUCAAGGUGAUGGAACGAGGUGUGUUAGAUCUUGAUCUAAACAUCUCAUCUGAAAUGGGUUACCGGCUCCCUUCAGAGAUGUUUUGUAGCGAGACUUUGGUUAGGCUGAAACUAGGAAUAAGAGAUGUUCUCACUAUUAAUAAGGAGAAAGGUGUUUUUCUUCCAAAGGUUAAGACACUCUGUCUUGACUAUAUUAUGGUAAAAAACAGUGUGUUUGCUAAGCUUCUGUCUGGAUGUCAUGCGCUUGAAGAGUUAGUUCUUAACAACUUGUUCGAGGUUAAGGGAUCUUGUUCUGUUUUUCAUAACACCCUCGAAAGGCUAGUGGUUCGCCGUUCAAGAACUUUUGAUGAGAACCUUGAGAGUGUGUCGUUUAGUACCCCGAAUCUUGUCUACCUUGAUUACUCUGAUGCUAUCGCAAACAUGUAUCCAAAAGUGGAGUUUAACUCGCUGGUCGAAGCUAGUCUCGAUCUUAUAAUGACAAGCGAUCAGAUUGUCAGCGCAAUCUCAAAUGAGGAUAUUGAUAGAUCACCUCAAGAAGAGAUGGUUGGUAAUGCAACAAAUUUUCUUAUGGGAAUAUGCAAUGUUAAGAUCCUUUACUUGUCAUAUAACACUCUUCAGGUACUUACUUACUGCUGCAAACCAAUACCACAAUUCAACAACCUGAUUCACUUAACCAUUCAGACUGACCCAGAAGUAGCUUGGGAGCCACUACCGGCUCUACUUAAGAAUUGUCCAAAGCUUGAAACCCUAGUCUUUGAGGGACUCCAUCACAAAAUCAAAAACUGUUGGGAAGAGGACAUGUGCUUGUGCAAACCUUGGGAGGAGGACAUUCCUACUUGCCUAUCAUCAAGUCCAGUGAAGGUUCUAAAGAUAUUGAAGUUCGGAGAUAUCUUUGGUGAUGAGGACAUAGAGGAGCAGAUAAAGCAGGUGCAACACUUCCUAGAGACGAUGCCGAAUCUUGAACAACUUAUAUUGUAUUAUGAUACAUCUUUUGACGAAGAUGUGAAUGAAGUGUCAGCACAACUUCAGUGGCAUCCUAGAGUAGCUUCAUCCAAGUGCAAGAUUUCAGUGAUCUCUGAUAACCUUUGCUUAUCAUACUGUGCCAUGUUCGGUAGUGAGGAAAUGGGGUCGUCUUCUUUAGAAGAAUCUUUCUGGUUUUGGCGCUCUCUUCUGGACCAAUCAUGACCUUUUUCUUUUGUUAUUUUGGAGCCAAAUAUGGAUGUAUUUUUUGUAAGGCUGCUAGGAGAUCUAAAACUCUAUAAAAAAUCUUGGUUUGGAAGGACUUGUGUUGUUCACUUAGUUAUGCUUUGUCUUUUCGCCCAGCAAUGGUAAGUGGUAACAUCAUGCUUUGUUUGUUUUA